AUGUGUGGUAUUUGUUGCAUUGUUACCUUGCGUAGCCAGCAUACUGUUAAUGAUUUCCUUAACGAAGACAUACUCUGCCGUCUUAGAAGAAGAGGACCAGACAGUAGCCAACAGUUGCUAAAAACUGUGUCUGAUCUUUCUUACAAGUGUCUGUUUUCUGGCCACGUACUUCACUUGAGGGGACUGGUGACUCCUCAGCCCCUGGAAGAUGCCAAUAGCAAUAUUUUUCUUUGGAAUGGAGAAAUUUUCGAUGGAGUGCACGUAGGAGCUCUAGAGAAUGACACUGAAGUAAUGUUUGGUCAUCUUGCAUUAUGCCGUAGCGAAGCCGACAUUUUGUCACUCUUUUCAUCACUUCGAGGUCCAUGGUCUUUUAUUUAUUAUCAAGCAUCUAGACACAGUUUAUGGUUUGGCAGAGAUUAUUUUGGUCGUCGUAGUUUGCUUUGGCAAUUCGGCAAUGAGGUUGACGGUGCUUUCUGUCUCACAUCUGUAAGUGUUUCUUCCAAAAUAGAUAUCCAAUGGCGAGAAGUCCCAGCAUCUGGAAUUUUCAAAAUUGAUCUCAAAGCUUGUGCAACAGCAAAAUCUUUGUCUUUAACAUUGUUUCCAUGGAAAUACAGCUGCACAGAGGAAGCAGUAGAAGAAACAUUCGUCAGUGUUCUGGAGAAAGUUUUGAAGGACUUACCGAACCACAUACGUCUCGUGAUGAAUGAAUCAAAACUGUGUCUCAGAGCGCCAGUUAUCCCCUUAAAUAAAACAAUUUUGGAAGUGUCACGUAAACAUCCAGGCACCAACAUUAGCAACGUGGUUUCUACAGAAACCCUUCAAGGAUUUCUCGCAGAGGAAUGCAAGAAAACAUUAGUCGGUCAGUUUAUUGGUGUUUUAAGUGAAGCGGUGAAGAGACGGGUUUUAUCUCUCGUGAGAGAUGAAGAUCAGAAAACAGGAGGAAUUCCAAGCAUGGCGAAUAGGAAAGCACAUGUUGCGGUGCUCUUUUCUGGCGGCAUUGAUUCUAUGGUUGUUGCAGCCCUUGCUGAUAAACAUGUGCCUCUGGAGGAACCGAUUGAUCUUCUCAACGUAGCUUUCAUGAUAAAAGAACAUGCUAAGCAAAAAGAUGCCGCUACGAAACAUCCCCACCAGGAAGUACAGCUUGAUUUGCUUUGUCCUCAAGGAAGUUGUCAAGAUCUUGAUGCUAAAACUGGUACUCCUUUAUCUUGCUUUGAUGUUCCUGACAGAAUCACUGGUAGGGCAGGACUGAGAGAAUUAGAAGCUAUUAACCCUUCCAGGACCUGGAACUUGGUGGAAAUUAAUGUUACCCUGGAGGAACUGAAAGAAAUGAGACAACAAUGCAUUAAUCACUUAAUUUAUCCACUGGAUACUGUCUUGGAUGACAGCAUUGGCUGUGCAAUUUGGUUUGCUUCCAGAGGGGAGGGUUUUGUUAGUAACCAAGGACAACUGAAACCAUAUAAAAGUCCUGCAAAGGUUGUGCUUACAGGAAUUGGAGCCGAUGAACAGCUUGCUGGGUAUUCUCGACAUCGUGUUUCCUUCCAAAAAUAUGGCUUAGAGGGUCUGAAUAAAGAACUUGAAAUGGAGUUGAAUCGUAUCUCUUCUAGAAAUCUUGGCAGAGAUGACAGGAUUAUUGGUGAUCAUGGAAAAGAAGCCAGGUUUCCUUUUCUUGAUGAACAUGUUGUUUCAUUCCUCAACUCUCUGCCCGUCUCGGAAAAAGCUGACUUGACUUUACCUCGAGGAAUCGGUGAGAAAUUGAUUCUGCGCCUUGCAGCCAAGGAGCUUGGCCUUACAGCCUCGACCGUUUUGCCAAAAAGGGCUGUACAGUUCGGAUCCCGGAUCGCAAAACUAGAGAGCAACAGCGAAAAAGCGUCUGACACGUGCAGCAGACUGAAGUUAUUUUCAGUGGAUGAGUUGUAAAGCGACAUGUUGAGAUGUUGCAUUUACUCUAUAUGCAAAAUGAGUAAAGUUUUUGGAGUUUU
Messenger RNA from Apaloderma vittatum (bar-tailed trogon), 1979 nucleotides. RefSeq names its product asparagine synthetase domain containing 1 (gene ASNSD1). Gene Ontology annotation, molecular function: asparagine synthase (glutamine-hydrolyzing) activity. The transcript has 3 exons. Bases 1 to 1917 code for a protein of 638 amino acids. The record is from RefSeq and is a predicted model, not a curated record. Lineage: Eukaryota; Metazoa; Chordata; Aves; Trogoniformes; Trogonidae.